Molecule: messenger RNA, 3364 nt
Organism: Chanos chanos (milkfish)
Lineage: Eukaryota; Metazoa; Chordata; Actinopteri; Gonorynchiformes; Chanidae
Gene: tnk2b
Product: tyrosine kinase, non-receptor, 2b
Exons: 15
Coding region: 1-3246 (1081 amino acids)
Biological process (GO): negative regulation of epidermal growth factor receptor signaling pathway; protein phosphorylation; regulation of keratinocyte differentiation
Molecular function (GO): protein binding; ATP binding; protein serine/threonine/tyrosine kinase activity
Source: RefSeq, a predicted model, not a curated record
AUGCGCCGCUUCGACAAGCUCAAGAAAUCUCUGCCUUUUCUUGCGCAUUUCCAUGUUUACAAAAAGCUGGGCAGUAGCAUGCAGUCUGAAGAGGGAACAGAAUGGCUGCUGGAACUUCUCAUGGAGGUACAGCUGCAACAGUACUUCCUGCGUAUCCGUGACGACCUUAACGUCACGCGCCUCUCACACUUCGACUACGUGAAAAACGAGGACCUGGAGAAGAUUGGUAUGGGCCGACCCGGACAGAGACGGCUGUGGGAGGCAGUGAAGCGCAAGAAAGCGAUGUGUAAGCGCAAGUCCUGGAUGAGUAAGGUGUUCAGUGGGAAGAGGCCAGAAAGCGAUUUCCAGCCCCAGCCUGCCACCACCUUCCGGAAGCUGUCUCCCACACCUCCCCCACUGGAGGGCCAGCAGGCACUCACCUGCCUGAUCAGUGAGAAGGACCUGGCGCUGUGUGAGAAACUGGGGGACGGCUCCUUUGGUGUAGUCAAACGUGGCGAGUGGUUAACUCCCAGUGGGAAAGUGAUCAACGUGGCAGUGAAGUGUCUGAAGACGGACGUGUUGAACCAGCCCGAUGCUCUGGAUGACUUUAUUAGAGAAGUCAACGCUAUGCACUCACUGGACCACCAGAACCUCAUACGCCUCUACGGGGUUGUCCUCACACACCCAAUGAAGAUGGUGACAGAGUUGGCACCGCUGGGGUCUAUGUUGGACCGUUUGAGGAAAAACCAGGGUCAUUUCCUCAUCUCCACGCUCUGCCUGUACGCCAUUCAGAUAGCCAAUGGCAUGGCCUACCUGGAGUCAAAACGCUUCAUCCACAGAGACCUAGCCGCUCGCAACAUCCUGCUGGCCUCCAACGACCUGGUUAAGAUCGGAGACUUCGGCCUUAUGAGAGCGCUGCCCAAAAAUGACGACCACUAUGUCAUGCAAGAGCACCGCAAAGUCCCUUUUGCAUGGUGCGCGCCAGAGAGCCUGAAGACGCGCACAUUUUCUCAUGCCACAGAUACCUGGAUGUUUGGUGUGACUCUGUGGGAAAUGUGCACCUAUGGCCAAGAGCCAUGGCUGGGCCUCAAUGGGAGCCAGAUCCUUCAUAAGAUUGAUAAAGAGGGGGAGAGGUUGCCUAAACCAGAGGACUGUCCUCAGGACAUUUAUAAUGUCAUGCUGCAGUGCUGGGCUCAGAAACCAGAUGACCGACCCACGUUUGUGGCUCUACGCGAGUUCCUGGUGGAGACCAUGCCCACAGACAUGAGGGCCCUGCAGGACUUUGAUGAGCCAGACAAACUACAGAUCCAGAUGAACGAUGUCAUCACCAUCAUCGAGGGCAGGGCAGAGAACUACUGGUGGCGAGGACAGAACAAGCGGACGCUGAAGGUCGGCCAGUUCCCCAGGAACACGGUGACGUCGGUGGCGGGUCUGUCCGCCCACGACAUCAGCCGUCCGCUCAAGAACAGCUUCAUCCACACCGGCCACGGAGACACCAACCCUCAUCGCUGCUGGGGUUUUCCUGACAAAAUUGACGAUCUUUACCUGGGAAAUCCCAUGGACCCGCCGGAUGUGCUUGGCUUGGAUUUAAAUGCUGCUAGGCCUACUCAACUUCCUGGACGGGCGAAAAAGCCGUGCUAUGACCCCGUUACUGAAGAUGAGGACUUGACGUCUGCAGGAACGAGGAGAUUGUCUUUAAAGAGACCCAGCGUGAAAGGCCUGAAGCUCAAACCAUCUGCCUGGGUCUCAGCCACCAAACUGGGCGAUCGCCCCCUUUACAGCCCCAGGACUCCCGGGGGAAGCACCCCUACUGAGGUCUCUCUCAUAGACUUUGGCGAGGAAGUCCCUUCCUCCACACCCUCCCCUUCCCCCGUCGUGGACGCCCAGAUUCCCAGUUUAGCUAAACUGGCUCUAGAAGCCGAGUCACUCUUAGACAGAACUCCUCCCCAGAGUCCCUCUCGUUCCCUCCCCCGACCUCUACACCCCACACCGGUGGUGGACUGGGACGCCCGACCUCUGCCCCCACCUCCAGCCUACGAUGACGUUGCUCAGGACGAGGACGACUUUGAGGUGAGCUCCAUCAACAGCAUGGAACGCCCUGCUGCCGACGAACCUGCCCCUCCCUCGGCGCUGCCCUGCACCCCAACAGAGGACCAGGACAAACCUCGAGUGGAGGACAACCUCUUCCUUCCGUGCCGACAGGGCCGGACCUCCACCUACAACCAGUCGGCCGAGAUAUUCCAGGAGCUUCAGCAGGAGUGCAUGCGACGCCUCAACGUCCCGGUGGGUACGACGAGUCCCGGCCUGGACGUGCACCGCCAGAUUGUGCUUUCCCUCUCCGAGGACAAACCGCAGAUACCCCCGCGUGUGCCCAUCCCGCCCCGGCCGGCCAAGCGAUCUCCGGCCGGCGAGUACGCCCGCUGGUCCGGUGAACUUUCCCAAGCCUCGGGAGGUGAGGAGGAGAAGGACCGGCCCCCGCAGAUUCCCCCAAGAGAUCCCCUCUCCCGGCCAGGUUCACGCACGCCCAGUCCAAUGGGCCUUCACGUGGGUUCUCCACAGACACGUGGCAGCCUGGCAGGCUCCUACGGUUCCACCUACCUCUCCACUUCGCCGGGCAAACUCAUGCCCACGACCCAGAGCUUUGCCUCCGACCCCAAAUAUGCUGCGCCCAAGGUCAUCCAGGCACAGGGCAAAGACAAAGAACCAACCAAGGGUCCUUGCAUCCUGCCCAUUGUCCGAGACGGAAAGAAAGUCAGCAACACGCACUACUACCUCCUGCCCGAGCGGCCGCCCUACCUGGACCGCUAUGACAAGUUCUUCCGAGAGGCGGAUAGCGGAGAGGAACGCCGACAGAUCAACACGGCGACCGUCAGGCCCAUGGUGCAUCAGCAGGGUGACCUGAAAGCUAACUUUUCCACCAAUAACAACAGUAGCUUGACGGGGCCUGGGGGAAGGGGGGCACUGAAGUGCUCGUUAAGCCUUCCCAGAGUGAGUGUGGAUGGGACGGGAGCCAGUACCUGCGACAGGGUGAGACUGGUUCAGGAGGCGGUGCAUGGCGUGACAAUCGAGGAGUGUCAGACAGCUUUGCAGAACCAUGGGUGGAAUGUGCAGAAAGCAGUGAAUUACCUAAAGGUGGAGCAGCUCUUCUGUUUGGGUCUAAAGAGCAGGGUGGAAUGUCUUAAGAUUCUGGAAAUGUUUGACUGGAACCUGGAGCUGGCCAGCACUCAGCUCUUAGACUCUUAUGGUCCAGUGAAGCAACGGCGAUGACAGCAUUCGGGAGGAAACCAAGAACAGAAGCUUGUCUUCCCAUCCAUUUGAGAACCUCAAGUAUUCUCUGCAUGGAGCGUUAGGGUUGGCAGAGCAAGUCCGUCCAGAAACAUCCAAU